AUGGACUACCAAAACCGCGUCGGCUCCAAGUUCGGCGGCGGCGGCGUCGCCUCCCACAGCGCCACCAACGCCGACCGCCGCGAGCGGCUGCGCAAGCUCGCCCUCGAGUCCAUCGACCUCGACCGCGACCCCUACUUCUUCCGCAACCACCUGGGCUCCUUUGAGUGCCGCCUCUGCCUCACCGUCCACCAGAACGACGGCUCCUACCUCGCCCACACCCAGGGCAAGAAGCACCAGACCAACCUCGCCCGCCGCGCCGCCAAGGAGCAGCGCGACGGCCUGCGCCGCGACAUUGACCCGGCCACCGGCCUGCCCAUGGGCGUCGCCGGCGCCGGCUUUGGUGCCCUGGGGUUUGGCGGUACGGAAAAGGCGGCCGUCGUCCGCAUCGGCCGCCCCGGCUACAAGAUUGUCAAGGUGCGCGACCCCGCGACGCGCCAGGUCGGCCUGCUCUUCCAGCUGCAGUACCCCGACAUUGGCGCCGACGUCACCCCCCGCUGGCAGGUCACGAGCGCCUUCAGCCAGCGCGUCGAGACCCCCGACCGCCAGUUCCAGUACCUGCUCGUCGCCGCCGACCCCUACGAGACCUGCGGCUUCAAGAUCCCCGCACGCGAGCUCGACCGCCGCGCCGGCCGCACCUUUGACUACUGGGACCGCGACGCCCGCGAGUACUGGGUCCAGGUCAUGUUCAUCACCGAGCGCGAAGAGCAGUUCAAUGCCGCGCCGGGGCUGACGGGGCGGUAA
Messenger RNA from Sporothrix schenckii 1099-18, 741 nucleotides. Its product is annotated as splicing factor 3A subunit 2. The transcript has a single exon. Gene Ontology annotation, biological process: spliceosomal complex assembly. Lineage: Eukaryota; Fungi; Ascomycota; Sordariomycetes; Ophiostomatales; Ophiostomataceae. Gene Ontology annotation, cellular component: U2 snRNP; nucleus; U2-type prespliceosome. The coding region runs from base 1 to 741 and encodes 246 amino acids. Gene Ontology annotation, molecular function: nucleic acid binding; zinc ion binding. The record is from RefSeq and is a predicted model, not a curated record.